Colletotrichum chrysophilum is the source of this 297-nucleotide messenger RNA. RefSeq lists its product as uncharacterized. The record is from RefSeq and is a predicted model, not a curated record. The transcript has 4 exons. NCBI's taxonomy places the organism in Eukaryota, Fungi, Ascomycota, Sordariomycetes, Glomerellales, Glomerellaceae. Bases 1 to 297 code for a protein of 98 amino acids.
AUGGAAAAGCUGAGCCGGCCGUCAAGCUACAGGAGGAUCGUCGUCUGCGUGGACGGCACUUGGUUCAACGAGGAUGGACGUGAAGGCCAUGGCCAUGGCAAUAAUAGCAACGUGUUCCGUAUCUACGCCUCCGUUAAGAUUGGAAAGACGACAGAUGGAGAUGGAAAUGAGGUUGAGCAGAUUGCGAAGUAUUUCCCCGGAAUCGGCACCAACAAGAUGCCGCUGAAUAGAUUCAACGACGGAAUGACUGGGAAAGGUUGCGAAGAGCAGAUCCAAGAGGUAUAUGCAACAAUGUAA